Messenger RNA from Zonotrichia albicollis (white-throated sparrow), 770 nucleotides. RefSeq names its product galectin-related protein A. NCBI's taxonomy places the organism in Eukaryota, Metazoa, Chordata, Aves, Passeriformes, Passerellidae. The record is from RefSeq and is a predicted model, not a curated record. Gene Ontology annotation, molecular function: carbohydrate binding.
CCCUCAACAUCCUCCCUUUAUUCCGGGCUUUUUGUUUGCUUUUGUCCUGACACGCAAAACAAAAACUCCUCCGGGGACUGCAGCGGCGAGGCAAGUGUAGGAGGGAGAGCGGUGAUGACAGAGGAGAGGUGUGCCAAAGUGGAGCAGUAUGUUGGUGAGAUUAAAGGUGGCCUGAGACCAACCAUGAAGCUCACAGUCAUAGGCAUGGUACACUCCAAACCCAAGAGCUUUUCAGUGACCCUGCUCUGUGAUCCAGUGGAUGCCAACAAAGAUGUUGGGCUGUUAUUCACAGUUAACUUCAGUGAGAAAUCCAUCACUCGAAAUGCACGAAUUGCUGGGAAAUGGGGAAGAGAAGAGAAGACUAUUCCCUACUUUCCAUUUACAGCAGGCGACACAUUCAAGAUGGAACUCUUAUGUGAACACCAGCAAAUACGAGUCUUGCUGGAUGGACGGCAGCUCUGCGACUUCACUCACCGCGUUCAGCCUCUCAACUUGGUGAAAGCUUUGCGGAUCUCAGGGGACAUCAAGCUUACCAAAGUGGCUUGAAAAAAGGAGACCAGGAUAUCACCAGAGGACAGAGGAAGAUGUACUUUCUCUUGCCUCAGACAUGUUUUGUCUUUUUCCCCUGACUGAUUCUGGGGAGUGGGAACUGUAUCUUUUUAAUUCGCUGAUGUGUUUGAGAUACACACUUUCCCCCCCCCAUACAUACUCACAGCAAUUGCAGAGCUAUGGCCGGUCUGAAUAAAUCUCAAAGCCUUUGCUGAGAAACA